Messenger RNA from Monoraphidium neglectum, 897 nucleotides. RefSeq lists its product as hypothetical. The coding region runs from base 1 to 897 and encodes 298 amino acids. The record is from RefSeq and is a predicted model, not a curated record. NCBI's taxonomy places the organism in Eukaryota, Viridiplantae, Chlorophyta, Chlorophyceae, Sphaeropleales, Selenastraceae. The transcript has 3 exons.
AUGGACCAGCUGUGCAGCGCACUGCUGGCACCCGCCAACGCAUCGGUUGACAGCAAGGACCCCACCACGCUGCAGUAUGGCUGCGGCGUAGCCACAGUCUCCCAGGUCAACAAAGUGUCCAGUGAUCUGGCAGCCCUCGAGCCCAAGCUCAACGCCGUCGCCGCCCAGGCCAGCUCUGUGUCGUCUGCACAGGCCGCAAACAACCAGACCGCGGUGCUGCGUGCCGAGAUGGAUGUACUCCGUGCGGCGAUCGCGGCGUUCACAGCCAGCUCUCAGGCCGCGGUUGCGGCGCUCACGGCCCAAGUGCAGCAGCUGAAGGCCAACGCGACCAAUGCCACCGACCCAGCCAUCGCUCAGCAGAUCGCCGCCCUUGCAGCAGCAGACACGCGCACCGCCCAGAAGCUGGCCUCGCUGGAUGCGGCAGACCAGACCGCAGCCCAGGGGAUUGCGGCGCUCAACGCCACCCUGGCAGCCGUCAAAUCGGCCCAGGAGGCGGACGCGGCGGCAAUCUCCCUGGCCAACGCCACCGUGGAGUCCGUCAAGUCCACAGCCACCAGAGGGGCGGCGGCCAUCGCGUCGGUCAACGCCAGCCUGACCGGCCUGGCAGCCACUGUGACCAACGUGUCUGGUAUCGACUUGAGCAUCUACGCAAAAACCGCCGACCUGGCCAACCUCGACGCGGUCACACUGGGGGGCGUUCCUGCGGCGCAAUACCUGCGCUUAAGGGUGAUGCUCUACCGAGAGUCUGAUACUCUCAGGGACGGAAGCCUUGGCGGCCGACCUGGCGGCCGAUCUGGCGCUGAUGCCCUGUGCCGCGCCUCGGCGCUCCGGCCCGCCGGGCUCGCGCAGCUGCACGGCACCCAGGCUGCAGGGGCGGCUUGCUAUGUUCGCGUGUAG